AAACCUAAGCGGUGGAUAAAAAUGAAGAACUCGAAGCAUUCACACUCACGAACCGACGCCUAUUCCUCUAACUAACGGUCAAAAUCUUCAUCUCUAAGUAAAAUUCCUUCCUUUUUCGUCAGGUUUCCUUAUUUUCUUUGCCUCUAUAAAUUCAGCACAGAUCAUUUGAUUCAGAACAGAGUUUCGAAAGAUGGUUUAUGAAAUAUGGCUAAUUCCAUUUUUUGGGCAAGGUCAUCUUCUUCCCACCAUAGAACUCUGCAAGCAAAUUUUAUCAAGAAAUUUCAAAACCACGCUUAUCAUUUCAUCUGAUCUCUCCUCCAAUAUUCCUUCCUCUUUAACCCAAUACCCACUCUUUCAAGUAGCCGAAUUACCCUCAUCGCCGCCGCCGCCGCCGCCGCCACAUUCGGCCCCCGAUCCUUUCCAUCGACACCUUCACCACCAUUCAGAGAUGGCCCAAGGCAUUGAAGACCUCAUAGCGAAACGAUCUGAAAAUCCGGAUUCGACCCUGCCGAUUUGUGCUGUCGUUGAUGUUAUGAUGAGCUGGACUAAUGAAAUCAUCAAGAAAUUUCAGAUUCCAACAAUUGGGUUCUUCACUUCUGGCGCUUGCUCUGCGGCUAUGGAGUAUGCUAUUUGGAAGAACCACGCGGUAGAUCUGAAACCUGGAGAGAUCCGUUUGCUUCCCGGGUUACCCGAAGAUAUGGCUCUAACGGAUUCGGAUCUUAAAACAAGACCUCAUGGUCCUCCUCCGGCAGGAAAUGGUGGCGGGCCACCACCUCCAGCAGGUCCUCCUCCGGGUGGAAUUGGCGGACAGCAACCACCUCCACCUGGACCACCGCCUGGUUUUGGACGACGAAAAAUGGGUCCGCCGCAGCCCGGUGCUCCACCGCCGUGGUUGGAAGAUACCGAAGCGUCCAUUGCGUUGAUGAUGAAUACGUGUAACUUUCUAGAGCGUCCAUUUAUCGAGUACCUAACUAACGAAAUUGGAAAACCAGUUUGGGGUGUAGGUCCGUUAUUACCCGAGCAAUUCUGGAAAUCGACCGGUUCAAUUUUACAAGACAACCAAAUUAGAGCCAACCGGCGGUCCAAUGUAACUCAAGAAGAAGUUCUCACUUGGUUAGAUGCAAAAGCACCCGGUUCGGUUUUAUACAUAGCAUUUGGUACUGAAGUAGGACCUACAAUAGAUGAAUACACCCAAUUAGCAGAUGCAUUAGAAGCAUCAAACCGACCAUUUAUCUGGGCAAUUCAACUCAAUUCAGGUCGAGUCGGUCCACCUAGUCAAACUGGUUCAGACCAAGGUUAUUUUCCUCAUGGUUUACAAGAAAGAGUCGGAAAAAGAGGUUUGAUAAUACAUGGAUGGGCACCCCAAUUGUUGAUACUGAGCCACCCAUCAAUAGGUGGAUUUUUAUCACAUUGUGGAUGGAAUUCUAGUGUGGAAGCAAUUGGAGGUGGAAAAGCAAUCUUGGGAUGGCCAAUUAGAGGUGAUCAAUAUUAUAAUGCCCAAUUGAUAGUUAAACAUCUCAAAAUUGGAUUUAUGAUUUCUAAUGAUUUUUCAAGACUGAUUAGUAAAGAUGAUAUAAUUAAAGGAAUCGAGAGGUUGAUAGGAGAUGAACAAAUCAAGAACCAAGCAAGAUUGCUUAGUGCUCAAUUUGAAAAUGGGUUUCCAAUUAGUUCAAUUAGUUCUUUAGAUGCUUUUAGGGAUUUUAUUAUCUACAAGAAAUAUAAAUUGUAAAGUUUAGUUGCUUAAUUUUUAAUUUUAAAUUUGGGUGCUAGUAUGGAAAAAUAUGAUGUAAUGCAAUUAUGUAUGAAUUAUUACUAAGAUGUUAUUAAUUAGUUUCUAAUAAUUUUUUA
Messenger RNA from Jatropha curcas, 1848 nucleotides. RefSeq names its product UDP-glycosyltransferase 73B4. The record is from RefSeq and is a predicted model, not a curated record. Gene Ontology annotation, molecular function: UDP-glucosyltransferase activity. Lineage: Eukaryota; Viridiplantae; Streptophyta; Magnoliopsida; Malpighiales; Euphorbiaceae.